AUGACCGAAAUCCGCCCAGCCCCCGUCGAAGCGCAUGACUUCUUGGACUUUGUCAACCAGGCCCAGUCGCCCUUCCACGCGACCGAACAGGCCAUCAUCCGUCUCCGCAAGGCAGGCUUCCAAGAGAUCAAGGAGAAGGAGAGCUGGAACGGAAUCCUCAAGCGUAACGGAAAGUACUUCUUCACCCGUAACCGCUCUGCUGUGAUUGCCUUUGCGGUCGGUGGAAAGUAUAAGCCUGGUAACGGCUUCUCGGCUGUUGGAGCUCAUACUGAUUCUCCCUGCUUGAAGGUCAAGCCCGUCUCCAAGAAGGAGAAGUUGGGAUACUUGCAGGUCGGCGUUCAGCUCUACGGAGGUGGACUCUGGUGCGUAGAGAUCGCUUGCCUGUCGUGGGAUGUUGCUGGUCGCGUUGUUGUCCGCACCGAGGAUGGCAAGUUGGAGAACCGUCUCGCCCGCAUCGACAGACCUAUUCUCCGUAUCCCCACUUUGGCUAUCCACUUGGACCGCUCCACCAGCGCCGAUGGAUUCAAGUUCAACAACGAGACCCACUUGACUCCCAUGAUCUCCACCGUCACCAAGAGCUUGACUGGAGAGCCUGCUAAGCCUCUUAAGCCUGACACUGAGAUCAACGGUGACAUUCCUCUCGCCGAGAAGCACCAGCCCAUCCUCAUGAGCCUUCUCGCCGCCGAGUUGAACGUCAAGGUUGACCAGAUUCUCGACUUUGAGUUGUGCUUGUACGACACCCAGCCUUCGGCCAUCGGAGGUGCCUACAACGAGUUCAUCUUCUCUGGACGUCUUGACAACCUUAUGAUGUCUUACUGCUCCAUUGAGGCUUUGAUCAGGAGUUUGAAGAACACAGACUCGUUGGCCAACGACCCCAACAUCCGUCUCGUCUCGCUUUUCGACAACGAGGAGGUCGGAUCCAACACUGCCCACGGUGCCGACUCGAACUUGUUGCCCAGCACCUUUGAGCGUCUCAGCUUGGCCACAUACGACGGCGAGGCUCAGGCUAGCAACGCCUCCACUGCCUACUUGGAGGCUUUGCCCAAGAGUUACUUGAUCAGUGCCGAUAUGGCCCACGCUGUUCACCCCAACUAUUCUGAGAAGCACGACGAUGGUCACCGCCCUCACAUGCACAAGGGUGUUGUCGUCAAGAUCAACGCCAACCAGCGCUACGCCACCACUGCUCCUACGACUGUUGUGUUGCGUGAGGUCGCCAAGAAGUACAACGUCCCACUUCAGGAGUUUGUUGUCCGCAACGACAGCCCCUGCGGUUCCACCAUUGGUCCCAUGCUCUCUGCUAAGCUCGGUCUCCGCACCGUCGAUGUUGGUAACCCCCAGUUGAGCAUGCACUCUUGCCGCGAGGUCUGCGGUACCGAGGAUGUUCCCCUUGCCAUCCAGUUGUUCGAGGGCUUCUUUGAGGAGUUCCCCUCGGUCGAUGCUCGCUUGACCGUCGACUAA
Messenger RNA from Linnemannia hyalina, 1458 nucleotides. The record is from the annotation of a GenBank genome assembly. Lineage: Eukaryota; Fungi; Mortierellomycota; Mortierellomycetes; Mortierellales; Mortierellaceae.